AUGAAGAAUAAUUGUAAUUUGUGCCGAUAAAGUACUAAGUAACUCAUAUUGGAUAAAUUGCAAACCAAAUACUUUGAAGCAUUCAAUUUCUAUUUUGCCAAACCUAUUAAUGAAAUCCUGUCUUAAAUUACGAGCACUCCUCAUGUAAUCUAUUAUAAGGAUUAUCUGAUAUUAGAUGAGCAAUAAGAAUACAUGAAAAGGUAGUUGAACUUCCUUAAAUUGUAGAUAGUAUAAAUAGGAUGAAGUCAAACCGAGACUUGAUAUUUUGACAGAAUUUUAUGUUACCAAUUACAAAGAUGUGCAUCCCUAUCUUUUGAUUGUCGAUUAACAUCAACUGAUGAUUAAGAGGAAUAAGCGAAUCGAUAAACUUUAUUAUCAGAGAGUUUAACAAAGCCAACAUUCAAAUAAAUCAAAUAACCAAAUUGUAAUUAACAACGUUCUCAAUUCAAAACUAUCCUCCAAUUCAUAAAUCAGUUAUGAAACCGAACAACACGACAUCUAUUCAUCACAAGACAAACCAAAUAAACUCACUCGCCUCGAUUUUAAAGGCUUAAACCUCAUUAACCUUCAAGAAGAAACUUAACAAUUAAAUGAAAUGCUAGAUAGGCAUUAUCUCAUUAUAAAUCAAAUGAGUAACUCACUCAAAAAAUUACCAUCGCAUUUCUAUUUGAAAUCCCCUCUUCCAAGUUAGUAACUUAUACCCACCAAUAAUAUCAUCAAGGAUUUACAUACCACUAAAAGUGUUAAACGUAGAACUAAUCACAUUGAUUUACGAGAAAAGAAAGGUAUUUUCUUGUAUAUAAAAGGUUAGCUAUACUUGCCAAUUCCAAAAGUGAAUCCAAACACUCUUAAUCCAGUUUUAAAAUGUCAAAAAUCAAAGAUUCAGUCGAUCAAUAAGUGGAGUAAUUCUAGGAAGGAGUACCUGGUCACAAUGAACCUAUCGAUCAAGAGGAUAAAAACAAAACCUAGAAAUUUGAAAAUAAUUUUGUCAUCCAGAAGAUGCUUAGAGAGUAUUAAGGGAAUCACAACCGCUAAUUAAGAUAGACUAUUUCUUAAGAUCUCAUUGUGGCAAGCACCUCUACUGUAAUCCAAGGAUUCUAAGGGUCUUAAAAGAGUAUUAAAUAGGAUCAAAACAAUAACAAUAAUGGCAGUAUACAAAACAUAUCUUAACGAUAAGAGUAAUUAAAAAAAGCGUAUUAGCCAAUUAAUAUUUAAUAAAAAAAGAUAAAUUAAAAUCAACUGGAUAAAAUUACUAAAGGCGGCUCGCUUACUGAUAGGAAUUCAAAGUAAUUGCCUAUUGCUGAAGAUUUGUUUCAUAGAUUGCAUGACUUGAAAAUUAGGAGCUCUUAAAAUGCAGAUUAACAAAAGAAACCAGAAUUCAACUAUAUGUUACCUUCAUAAUAUAAUACUCUAACCACCUUGAAGAUGAAUAGUAAUUCAAAAGCCAAAUCUUAAUAUUCUAAGAAAACCACUGCAGUUGACUUGGGCACAAAGUCCUAGCAUCAGAAACAAGCAAAUCAUAGUUAAUCUAAGGUUCUGAAUAUUAAUUCAUAAAAAACAGAUGACAUAGUCAAAAAAUACAUUCAGAUGGCUACUUAAUCCAUAUAGAAUCAUAAAAAAUUUGAUUUCAAAUUGAAUCUUUAAAAUUUAAAUAAUAAUGAACCACAUGUCGAAGAUGAUUUUUGUAAUUAUAGCAAUUUAUUUAGAAAAUAAACGUCUGAAUUUUCUUACAGAAAGACAUAGCUAACAACAAUAAGACAGAGAUUAAUUUAUAACUCAUAGAAAAAUUGUGAUUAAAUAAUGA
This is a messenger RNA of Paramecium octaurelia, 1804 nucleotides long. Lineage: Eukaryota; Ciliophora; Oligohymenophorea; Peniculida; Parameciidae. The record is from the annotation of a GenBank genome assembly.